This is a messenger RNA of Drosophila pseudoobscura, 1615 nucleotides long. RefSeq names its product beta-Tubulin at 65B (gene betaTub65B). The record is from RefSeq and is a predicted model, not a curated record. The transcript has 2 exons. Gene Ontology annotation, cellular component: microtubule; cytoplasm. Gene Ontology annotation, molecular function: GTP binding; structural constituent of cytoskeleton; GTPase activity. NCBI's taxonomy places the organism in Eukaryota, Metazoa, Arthropoda, Insecta, Diptera, Drosophilidae. Gene Ontology annotation, biological process: mitotic cell cycle; microtubule cytoskeleton organization. The coding region runs from base 86 to 1480 and encodes 464 amino acids.
AGGCUGCAGUAGUGCUGUCGUCUGGACGUUUUUUUCUACAAACCAAAAUUCAAAAUUAAGCUAGUGGUGUGGUAUAUGGUGCGUUAUGAGGGAGAUCGUUACCCUGCAGAUUGGUGGCGCCGGCAAUGCAAUCGGCGAUGCGUUCUGGCACGUCAUAUCUCAUGAGCAUGGUGUGGACUACAGCUCGGGACGUUUCGCGGGCACCAGUCCCCUGCAGCUGGAGCGCAUGAAUGUCUUCUUCAAUGCGACGGUGAGCAAGCGGUUCUACGCCCGCAGCAUCGUCAUCGACACGGAGGCCAGCACCAUCCAGCGGCUGCAUAGCAGCAGUCAGCUGUACAGGCCCGAGAACUUUGUGGCCGGGUCGGAGAGUGCGGGCAACAACUUUGCCCGCGGCUACCAUACGGAUGGGGCCGAGAUCCUGCAGCAGGUGCUGGACAACACGAGGCGGGAGGUGGAGGCCGUCGACUCCCUGCAGGGAUUUCAGCUGCUCCACUCGAUUGGCGGCGGCACCGGCUCCGGCCUGACCUCGCUGAUCAUGGAGGCCCUGGUCGAGCAGUAUCCGGACAAUCUGCUGUGCAACUACGUGACCAUACCCUCGCCGAACAUGUCUCAGGUGGUGGUUGAGCCCUACAAUGCUCUGCUCAGCACACCCGCCCUGGUGAACAAUUCGCAUUUGACUUUCUGUUUGGACAACGAGGCCCUGUUUCAGAUCUGCAAUCGGAAUCUGAAAAUCAAAAUGUCCGGCUACGAGCACAUCAAUCAUAUCGUCGCCCUGACCAUGUCCGGCAUCACGACAUGCCUCCGGUUUCCCGGCCAGCUGAACGCCGGCCUCAGGAAGAUCUACGUGAACAUGGUGCCAUUUCCGCGCCUGCAUUUCCUCAUACCCGGCUUCGCGCCGCUGGUCACCUGCACGCAGCAGCAGUUCAGCAAGGGCACCGUCGCGGAGCUGGUCCAGCAGAUCUUCUCCAGCAACAACCUGCUGUGCGCCAUCGAUCUGCGACAGGGUAAACUCCUGACCGCCGCCGGCAUAUUCCGGGGCAGGAUGUCGCCCCGUGAGGUGGACCAACUGAUGACGGGGAUGCGCAACAAGAAUCUGAACAACUUUGUCGACUGGAUACCCAACAACAUCAAGACGGCGAUCUGCGACAUACCGCCGCGCGGUCUCAAGAUGUCCGCCACAUUUAUCGGCAAUACGACGGCCAUUCAGACGCUCUUCCAGCGCCUCCUCGACGGCUCCUCGGUGAUGCUGCGCCGCAAGGCCCAUCUCCACUGGUACACGGGGGAGGGCAUGGAGGAGCAGGAGUUCAUCGAUGCCCAGCAGGAGCUGCAGGCCAUCAUCGAUGACUAUCGCAGCAGUGCGGAAAUGGAUGGCGAGGGCGGCGGUGGUGGUGGCGGCGGCACUGCCGGUGGCGGCGACGAAGACGGCAGUAUGGAUGGCUCUGGUGCUGCUGCCGGACCCCAAUGUCCCUACUGUACCUAGAUUAGACUGGUGGUUGAAUGCCUACAUACAUACAUACUUGCACUUCCAAAAAGAAAUUUCCAAAUGAAAUCAUCUUUGUCGUUUCAUCUUUGUAAAUCGGAAUACAAAUUGAAUAGAUAUUGAUAUUGUCCUAGA